AUGGCCGACGGUCAUGCUUUGCCGGAUGCGUUACGCCAGUUCCUGUGGCGUUAUCGCAGCGCGCCGCAUGCAACGACCGGGCAGUCGCCGGCCGAACUGUUUAUCGGACGGAAGCUCCGAUCGACGUUGGACCUUUUGGUUCCCGUCAUGGCAACCACGACAGAGCGCAACCGCGAGCGAUACCAGAAGAAUUUCGAUAAGCGGACGAAACCGAAAGAGUUCCACAGUGGUCAGCUGGUGCUGGUGCGCGACUACCGGUUGAACCGCACAGUCGAUUGGAUAAGCGGGAAGUUGGUCAAACGUUACGGCACAAAGGUGUGGGAUGUUAAAGUCGGCGAUCUGAUUUGGCGUCGACAUGUAAAUCAGAUGCGACCGCGAAGUUGGCUGGAAAUGCAUGAAAUGGUGGAAGCAGAUGUUCCACCAUCACUCAACGCGGAAGCACCACCGCCUACGAAUGACCUUCCGGAAAUGACCAGUACAGCGGUGCCAUCAUCUACUGCGAACGAGGCAGAGACUGCUAAGCCGGAACCUGACGAGCCGAAAAGUCAACCCGAUUCAGCGAAGUUUUCCCAACCGCAGAAGCCCGCUGAAACCAAGCCUGCUACAGUGAAUAAGCCGCAGGCUACGAAGCCCAAGAAGACCAAACCGGAACCGGUGGAACCACGUCGUACAGCAAGGGCGAACGCUGGAAUAGCUCCUAAGCUGUUAAUACAUGAGCAAUAA
Paramacrobiotus metropolitanus is the source of this 723-nucleotide messenger RNA. RefSeq lists its product as uncharacterized. The transcript has a single exon. The coding region runs from base 1 to 723 and encodes 240 amino acids. The record is from RefSeq and is a predicted model, not a curated record. Gene Ontology annotation, molecular function: nucleic acid binding. Lineage: Eukaryota; Metazoa; Tardigrada; Eutardigrada; Parachela; Macrobiotidae.